This is a messenger RNA of Grosmannia clavigera kw1407, 1539 nucleotides long. RefSeq names its product methylmalonate-semialdehyde dehydrogenase. The coding region runs from base 1 to 1539 and encodes 512 amino acids. Gene Ontology annotation, molecular function: methylmalonate-semialdehyde dehydrogenase (acylating, NAD+) activity; malonate-semialdehyde dehydrogenase (acetylating, [NAD(P)+]) activity. Gene Ontology annotation, biological process: thymine catabolic process; L-valine catabolic process. Lineage: Eukaryota; Fungi; Ascomycota; Sordariomycetes; Ophiostomatales; Ophiostomataceae. The transcript has 7 exons. Gene Ontology annotation, cellular component: mitochondrion. The record is from RefSeq and is a predicted model, not a curated record.
AUGGACGGAUCGCCGGGCAGCAUAGCUACAACACUGUCGGGACAAGGUGAGCCGGCCGAGGCGCCGGGGGGCUGUGGUGUUGUGCCAGGACUGACCCGCUUGCGUGCAUCAGGACCGUCUCGAUAUCGCUCUGACGGGUCUGUGCGGCUGGGAUCCAACGCGUCGGAAUCGGGGGCCCAGGCCGAAGCCAGCCAGAAGCUGGCGUACGGCGUGACGUACAACUUUGUUGCCAAUUCGUUUGUGCUGUCCAAGUCGCGGAAAUGGAGCAAAGUGCACGAUCCUGCUUCACAGAACUUUAUCACACGGGUGCCAGACUCGACCAGUGCAGAGCUUCUCGAUGCCGUGCAGGCAGCGGCGGCAGCACAGCCGAUCUGGGCGCAGCUGACGCCAGCACGGCGCCGCAAGUGCAUGAUGAACCUGAUACCGAUUCUGCGGCAGCACUCGUCGCGAAUACGCCACUUUCUCUGCCUGGAGGUGGGCAAGACGCUGGCCGAUGCAGAAGCCGAGUUUGAGCGCGGCAUGGACGCGGUCGAGACGGCAGUGUCGCUGUCGAACGAGCCGAGUGGGAGCCACCAGACGAACCAGUGGGCGGAGAUCCACACGAUGAGCGAGCCGUUGGGGGUGUGUCUGACGAUCAGCCCGUUCAACUUUCCGUUUAUGAUUCCGCUGUGGUCGAUUCCGUACGCGCUGCUGGCGGGCAACACGGUGAUCCUGAAGCCGUCGGAGCAGACGCCAUCGGUGACGCAGGUGCUAGCUGAGUGUUUCGUGCAGGCGAGCUUUCCGGCCGGCGUGCUGGGGAUUCUGCACGGCGGCGCGAGCGUGGUGAGCGGGCUGUUGUCGCAGCCGGUUGUGCGGGCCGUCAGCUUCGUCGGCUCGGACGUGGCGGGUGAGCAGAUCUAUGAGCACGCCCGGGCGACGCGCAAGCGGAUUCAGGUCGAGUGCAACGGCAAGAACCACGGCGUCGUGCUCGAGGACGCCACGCGCAUGCGCACGCUAUAUGCCAUCGCCGGCAGCGCAUUCGGGGCUGCCGGCCAGCGCUGCAUGGCCGUCAGCGUGGCCGUGUUUGUCGGCGCGACGCGUGCGUGGAUCGACGAGCUCGUCGCCAUCGCCAAGACACUCGUUGUCGGCAUCGGUAUCGACCCGCUCGUCGAGGUUGGCCCGCUCAUCUCGGCCACGGCCAAGACCCGUGUCGAGGCCAUGAUCACGGCCGCCGAGUCCGAAGGCGCCCGCGUCGCCCUCGACGGCCGCGCCUACACCGUUCCCGACUAUCCCCAGGGCAAUUUUGUCGGGCCGACGAUCCUGACGGGCGUUCAGCCAUACAUGACCUGCUACCAGGAGGAGAUCUUUGGACCCGUGCUCUGCUGCGUCGAGGUCGACACACUCGAUCAGGCCAUGGAGCUGGUCAACAACAACCGAUACGGCAACGGCUGCACCUUGUUUACCAACAGCCCGUCCACAGCCCAGCUGUUCCAGCGGACGGUCAACGUGGGCCAGAUAGGCAUCAAUGUGCCUAUAGUCGCACCGUCUGGCCCUAUUUAA